Molecule: messenger RNA, 1293 nt
Organism: Daldinia childiae
Lineage: Eukaryota; Fungi; Ascomycota; Sordariomycetes; Xylariales; Hypoxylaceae
Exons: 3
Coding region: 1-1293 (430 amino acids)
Biological process (GO): regulation of DNA-templated transcription; chromatin remodeling
Cellular component (GO): nucleus; chromatin
Source: RefSeq, a predicted model, not a curated record
AUGGCGUCGGAGCCUGAAGCAAUGGAAGAGGUUGUAAAUGGAGGAGCGGACGUUGUAAUGGAUACUGUAGUGGAUGCUGCAGUAAAUGUUGUCAUCCCUACCAAAUUCUCUUGGUUGCAACCCCAUGUCAUCUUCGUGGUCAUCCUAGUUGGUGAAGAUGAGGUCCCCUUUGGUAUCCAGAAGGACUUCCUCUGCGCUAAGUCUUCCCACUAUCGCAUCCAGUUUGCCAACAAACUGGGGGAAGAUUCCGGGCUUGAGCAUAUUGUCAAACUUCCCCAAACCACCCCUGAAGUCUUUGGCUUCGUCCAGAACUUCUUAUACACCGGGAGCCUCUUUCCCGACCCCGACACCCUCCCUGGAUAUGAAAUUCUGAUUGCCUCUUGGAAGCUGGGAAAUGAUCUAGGUAUUGAAGGUCUCUGCGACGAAGCCCUCGAAGCUAUGGCUGAAUGCAGACGUAUCACACAGCACAUUCCCGCUACGCCUCUACUUGUUCAGGCGUGGAAAGACGCUCCAGAGGGCUCCUCUAUCCGCACACUCCUUCUGAACUGGGCUGCAGAGUACAUAAGAUCCUCAGAAUCCAGACAAGAAUUCACGAAGUCUUUGCCUCAAGAGGUACUCAGUGAGCUCGUAAUCGCAAUGAGCCAUCUGAACUCUUCACCAGUCAUACAGGUUAAUCCUGUCCUGUCCCCUGCUAGCCAGGCUCAGAGGAAGAAUGUCCACUAUUUAGACCCGGAAGAUAGUGAAGACGAUGUAUACACCAAGCCACAGAAACAUCGUCACUCGGAUGUGGCCUCGAACAGGCUAACCUCUGGUGAAAGAAAGGUCGGGUCUAAGAAACCCGCACCGAGAGCAUCACUUCCUACGCCCAAGCCCGUCAAGUACAAGCGAUCCAGCUUAAAUGUUGACCUUUCGCAAUACUCCACGGAAGAUAAGCUAUGGUUCUGCGAGCGACUAUUGGGUAAGAUGCUAUCUGGACCUGGCUUCUGGACUCGUCUUGUUGGUCCUUUCCGUGAACCUGUCCGCCCUGUCGAAGAUGGCGUGCCGGAUUACCUAACAAAGAUCAAGGUGCCCAUGGAUCUUAGCACGAUCAAAAGUAAGAUGGACCGCAAAGAGUACCACGACGACCAGCAGUUCUCGGCCGAUAUUCGUCAGAUCUUCGCUAACUGCUACGCAUACCACGAACGAGGCUCCCCGAUGUGGGCUAACUGUGAGAAGUUUGAGAAGACGUUCGAGGAGAAGUUUGCAGACAUGCCUAAGGAGAUUGCAAAGAUGCUGGGUGAUAAAGCUUCUUAG